AUACCCAUAUAACCCCGUCACUUUUAUCAAAAAAGUCAAAAUACUUGUUUCUCGCCGCAUGUUUAUUCCCAAAUAUCUAAUUAACUACAGUACAAUUCACAAUGGACUAUAAAGAAGAACAAACGAAUGAAAUAGAAGCAUUAGAAUCAAUUUAUUACGGUGAUGUUACAAUAUUAACAUCAGAGCCUCACCACAAGUUUUCGAUACCAAUCAAAUCCGAAGAGUAUGAUGCAGACACAGAAGAAGGACUCACAUGUAAUUUAGUCUUUACCUACACUAGCAAGUAUCCAGAUGAAGCACCUCACAUGGAAAUUGAGGACACUGUUAACUUUGAAGAUGAUUUCGAACAGGAACUGUUAUUGCAUUUACAAGAACAGGUUACUGAAAACUUAGGUAUGGUAAUGAUUUUCACAUUGGUGUCAUCAGCACAAGAAUGGUUGAAUGUCAAAUGGGAUGAACACAAAAAAAUGGUUGAAGAAGCCGCGAUUAAGAAGCAGAAAGAAGAUGAAGCUGCUGAAAUGAAACGUUUUGAAGGCACUAAAGUAACAGUUGAAAGUUUUAUGAAGUGGAAGAUACAAUUUGAAGAUGAAAUGGGUAUUGCUAAAAAACGCGAAGCAAUUGAACGAGAUGGUAAGAAGUUAACAGGAAGGGAAUUAUUCAUGCAAGAUCAAACACUCAAUGAAUCUGAUCUCAAGUUCUUAGAUGAAGGUGAUGCAGUAAAAGUGGAUGAAUCACUUUUCCAAGACCUGGAGGACCUAGAUAUUGAUGAUGAUGAUGAGGAUGAUAAAGAUUACGAUCCAAAUGAUUGUGACAGUGAUGCGAGUUGAAAACUGCUUGAUUAAAAUAUUCGUUGCUUUUUUAUCAUUAA
Dalotia coriaria is the source of this 868-nucleotide messenger RNA. RefSeq names its product RWD domain-containing protein 1-like. The record is from RefSeq and is a predicted model, not a curated record. Lineage: Eukaryota; Metazoa; Arthropoda; Insecta; Coleoptera; Staphylinidae. The transcript is spliced from 5 exons. Gene Ontology annotation, molecular function: protein binding. Bases 102 to 827 code for a protein of 241 amino acids. Gene Ontology annotation, biological process: cytoplasmic translation.